Messenger RNA from Desarmillaria tabescens, 1161 nucleotides. RefSeq names its product thioredoxin-like protein. The coding region runs from base 152 to 1153 and encodes 333 amino acids. The record is from RefSeq and is a predicted model, not a curated record. NCBI's taxonomy places the organism in Eukaryota, Fungi, Basidiomycota, Agaricomycetes, Agaricales, Physalacriaceae. The transcript has 4 exons.
UGAAUGACCUGGCACUUGGGCUGGUCUCACUUCGGAGUUCCGGACCGCACUCAAGUGCCCAAUUAGCAAUCACCCCCUUUUCACUUACAUACGGUCACCAUAACGAACGUGCUCGUCGAUUGUCUGGCAACAGCAGUCAUCUACGCAAAAGAUGUACGCAGACAUCGAAAGCCUCGUGCUAUCUGGAGAGCUCUUCAACGGAACCUCGCGUUCCUCAUCACCCAUUCGAACACCAUCGCCGUCUUCAGACAAAGGAUGGCACGAUGAUGAGAUAGAUACAAGCAAUGCCUUGGUACCUCCGGAGCCUCAGCAGGAUUCAAUCGGGAUGGGUCCUGGGCGUACUGGUGUCAAGGGUGUCAUCCGCGACCGCAACGAGGCCGAAACCCUUGAACGACAACGACAGGCCAAUGAGAUGGCGGAGCUGAGGACCCGCAUGGAGAAGAGCAGUCUUGGAGGGAAAACCUACUUGGAAGAGGAAAGAGAAAAGGCGGACAGGGGUGAUGAGAAAGUGGAUCCAUUGGUGAAGAACGAACGCGAGCGAAGAGAUUUCUUUGGGAUGGUAAGGCAAGGAAAGUUCGGACAUCUGAGGGAAGUUGGCGUACGCAGUUUUGUCCAGGCCGUUGAAAAGGAGGAUCAAGGAGCCUGGGUCAUCGUGCACAUCUACGAACCGUCGUUGGACAGAUGCUAUACUCUUGAUGAGACUCUUUCCCGCCUGGCUCGGUCACAUCCGGACACGAAAUUUUUGCGUUGUCGGGCAUCGGCCCUCGGUUUCGCUUCAACUGGUUCAUCAAUGACCAAGUCAACGACGCACCGACCGCCUCGUCCUAUUCACGAUGACGACGACGACCCCUACAGCGACAAGGACGAUGACCACGACGAAGACGAAGACGAAGACGAAUAUGAAUCAGAUGAGCAGGGUUAUGCUGAAGAAGACGUCGACCUUGACAUGCUUCCUACCAUGCUGGUUUACCGAGGUGGCCAGCUCAUCCACAACUGGGUACGAGUGGACUGGGAGGCGGGAGCCACAGGUAUUGAUGAACUACUCGAGAAGAAUGGCAUAUUGCGCCCAGCUGAAUCCUUUCUUGGGAGAGAUAAUUUUGGUCUUCCGAGUGAUGACGAAGACGAUGACCUCCUCUGGGACGAGGAGAGAUGAUAGUCCUG